CUGCCGCUCCGCCGGAAGCUGCAGUGUUCAGUGUUUUCCGUAGUCAUCGUUGUUGUAGCUGGUGACGGCGGCUAGCGGCUCUGUCAGCACAAAGAAAGACUCGACUUCUGUUUGUUUGUUUCGAUAUUUGGGAGUGAAAAAAAAAAUGCCGCUGGAGAAUCUAGAAGAAGAGGGUCUGCCCAAGAACCCCGACCUGAGGAUAGCGCAGCUGAAGUUUCUGCUGACGAUGGACGGACACCGACAGGACGCCAAAGUGAAGAGCGAGCUCAUGGACGCUAUCAGAGCUAACAACAUGGCUCCGUAUUACGAGGGUCUGUGUAAGGACCUGAAGUGGCAGCUGGACGGUGACCUGCUGAGCAAAAUGAAGAAGGCCAACGAGGAGGAGCUGAAGCGCCUGGACGAUGUGCUGGAGGACGCCGAGAAGAACCUGGGAGAGAGCGAGAUACGAGACGCCAUGAUGGCCAAAGCUGAGUACCUGAUCAGGAUCGGAGACAAGGAGGGCGCCCUAACAGCCUUCAGGAAGACCUAUGACAAGACGGUGGCUCUGGGUCACAGGCUAGAUAUCGUCUUCUACCUGCUGAGGAUCGGCCUGUUCUACAUGGACAGCGACCUCAUCACAUGCAACUCUGAGAAAGCAAAGAGCCUCAUCGAAGAGGGGGGAGACUGGGACAGGAGGAAUCGUCUGAAGGUCUACCAGGGCCUGUACUGCGUGGCCAUCAGGGACUUCAAACAAGCUGCUGAGCUCUUCCUCGACACAGUCUCUACUUUCACCUCCUACGAGCUCAUGGACUACAAAACCUUUGUCACCUACACCGUCUAUGUUUGCAUGAUCGCCCUCAAAAGGCCUGACCUCCGUGAAAAGGUAAUAAAGGGAGCAGAGAUCUUGGAGGUGCUGCACAGUCUGCCUUCUGUUCGCCAGUAUCUCUUCUCCCUCUAUGAGUGCCGUUACUCUGUCUUCUUCCAGUCUCUGGCCAUGGUGGAGCAGGAGAUGAAGAAGGACUGGCUCUUUGCACCCCACUACCGCUACUAUGUGAGGGAGAUGAGGAUCCAGGCUUACAGCCAGCUGCUAGAGUCUUACCGCUCCCUCACCCUGGGCUACAUGGCUGAGGCCUUUGGUGUCAGCACAGAGUUUAUUGACCAGGAACUGUCCCGAUUCAUAGCUGCUGGCCGUCUCCACUGUAAAAUUGAUAAAGUGAACGAGAUUGUGGAAACCAAUAGACCUGAUAGCAAAAACUGGCAGUACCAGGAAACCAUAAAGAAGGGAGACUUGCUGCUCAACAGAGUCCAGAAGUUGUCCAGAGUUAUCAACAUGUAAUCGCGGCGGCCAUAUUUUCUCAUUACAGCAAGGGGGACUUGCAUCAUUCUUCUUGUUAUACCCAAACCUGCAGUUUGUCUGACAAAGUGACUCUUAUAUUGUGUAUAUAAUAAAAUUUGUUUAACUGUUGGAAUUG
Messenger RNA from Larimichthys crocea (large yellow croaker), 1451 nucleotides. It is a transcript of the gene psmd6, whose product is annotated as proteasome 26S subunit, non-ATPase 6. Gene Ontology annotation, biological process: proteasome-mediated ubiquitin-dependent protein catabolic process. Lineage: Eukaryota; Metazoa; Chordata; Actinopteri; Sciaenidae. The transcript is spliced from 8 exons. The record is from RefSeq and is a predicted model, not a curated record. The coding region runs from base 146 to 1315 and encodes 389 amino acids. Gene Ontology annotation, cellular component: proteasome regulatory particle.